GUUUUCUCAUUAACAUGAAUUUUUUUACCUUUCCUUUUAAAGAAGUCACCAGUCUAUUUUAUCGUGUUCGAGUGGAGGUAUGAAAUCCCUCUGGAGACUAAGAUUCUAUAAAUACGGCCAUCUUCAUAGUAACAACAUCAAAAUGUCCAAUCGAAAAUGCUUCUCAUCAGGUGCUCUAAGAAGAUACAGUUACUGUGUGGCACCCAUGAUUGUAGCAGAACCAACAAGAGGACUUGUGGAUGAACUAAUCAGACUUAAGAUUACACAUUUAAUGCCCAACCAACAAGUUACUUUACAAUCAAAGUUGCUGUCUGAGGAUGCCGAUUGGUGGGAGGCAUAUGCCCAUUAUGUCAGUGAUUCAGAAGGAAUUGUUCGAGUUAGCAGAGACAAGUCGUUUGGAGGCACGUACAAGGGCCAGGAACCGAUGGGCUUAAUAUGGAGCAUGCAGCUUGCGCCUGGUGGUCGUCCUGGAAUGCGGCUGAGGAAGAAGGAUGUGACAGUUCCUUAUUUGAUAACCAUUUCUGUGUAUGAUGGAUGGAUUUCCAGGAAUUUUGACAAACGGGCAGUAUUGGCAUCAGUUGUAUUAGAACGUUUUUAUAUGGCGCCGGGCGUUACUCGGAUAGAGCUCAAUGAGGAACCUGUAAUUGGAACAAUGUUCUUUCCUCCAGGACCUGGACCAUUUCCUGCCAUUUUAGACAUGUGGGGUGGUGGUGGAGGUCUUGUUGAAUACCGUGCAGCUCUUCUUGCAUCGCGAGGAUUUGCAACCUUAGCUUUGGCUUACUUGGGACAUAAGAAUGUCCCACAGUCAUUGCAAACAUUUGACCCAAACCUCUUUUACUUCAAGGAGGCCUUCAACACUCUUAAUAACCAUGCAAAGGUUUCAAAAGGCAAUGUUGCCAUUUUGGGACUCUCACUUGGAUUCACACUUGCACUCCUAAUGGCAACGGAGAUCCCAAACAUUCAUCCAAAGUGCUUAGUCUGCAUUAGUGGAAGCCAUUAUAAAGGUCUUCUGGAAGGACAACAGAUCCUAUUUCCUGAUUCUCACAAGGAUGAAAACAAAAUUAAGAUUACAGAAGAUGGUAGUGUGAUAUGGAGAAAUGUUCCUUUGCCAUUCCCAGAUGAUCCAAAGAGCAUGGUUCAGGUUGAUAAAAUCAGAUGCCCCAUGAUGCUUAUUUUUGGAGAAGAUGAUCAGAACUGGCCUGCACCUGAAUCAGCUGUGGAGAUCCAGAAGGUGUUGAAAGCUGCAGGAAAGGAACACUUGCUCACAACACUGGCAUACCCUCAGACUGGACAUCUGAUUGAGCCUCCAUAUAGCCCCCACUUCAGAAAAUCCAAGUUUAAGGUGCCUUCUUCAGACAAAGCGGUAACUAUUUUGUGGGGAGGAGAAGCUAAACCUCACUCGGAUGCUCAAAAGGAUUCCUGGAAAAAGAUCCUUGUAUUUCUAGAAGAGCACCUUAUGUCUCACCAUCCAGUUGCUGUCACUCAAUCCAAACUGUGAGGAGGAGAUAAUAUCCUUUUUUUUCCUUUUUUUUGGUACAUCAAUACCAAGAGACUUUAUCAAUCUUGUCUUCUCUUGAUCAAAAGAAAUAAUCCUGAAACUUGUCUAUCGAGUGUUUGUUCUUCUGAUUUAUAUUAUGUUUCCUGAGUGAAACCUGUCAUUUUGUCUUUGAGAAUCCUAGAUUCCAUACACCACAGAAGAAGGUUGCGCUUCAACCCAUUGUGACUGUGUAGAUUCUUUGAAAGAAUUAUUUAAGUAAUCCCACUCAUCAUCUUUUUGCCCAGAUGCAGAAUUUCUGUUUGAAAGCAAUUGUGAAAUCCAGUUUCGCCAGUGUUUUAGAAAGACAAGAUACCAAAUCACUACAAACAAUGUUAUCACUGUUAUAAAAUCACACAACACAGAAACAAACUAAUCCCACCUGCCUGCAUUUGGCCCCUAUCUCUCCAAACAUUUCUUAUUCAUGUACUUAACCAGAUGACUUUUAAAUGUUAUACCUGUACCUGCAUUCACCACUUCCUUUCCAUGUUCAGUCCACACAUUGUGUUAUAAAAAAUAAAAUUGCCCCUCAAAUGUCUUCUUUAAAUCUUUCUCCUUUUGCCUUAAAAAAUAUGUCCUCUCGUCUUGAAAUCCCCCAUCUUAAAAACACCUACAACUGGUCUAUACGAAUGAUUUUACAAAGGACACCCCUCAACCUCGUACGCCUCACUGAAAACGGCACAGCCUAUUCAGCCUCUCCUUUACAACUUAAGCCCUCUAGUCCUGACAACAUCCUGGUAAACCUCCUCUGAACCCUCUCCAGCUUAAUAAUAUCCUUCCUGGAACAGGGAGACCAGAACAGGACACACUACUCCUGAAGAAUCCUCUACAACCUCAAAGUAACAUUCCAACUUAUAUACUUAAAGGGCUGAGCAAUGAAGGCAAGUGUGCCAAACGCUGUCUUAACCACCCUAUUGAUAUGUGAUACAACCUUCAAAGAAUUAUGGACCCAAAUCUCUGCAACACCAUCCAAGGCCCUAUCUUUAAUUAUAUAAAUCUUGUCUUUGUUUGUUUUACCAAAAUAUAAUGCCUCACAUUUAUCCAAAUUAAAUUCCAUUUGCCACUCUUCAGCCCAUUGAUCAAGAUUUCUUUGUAAUGUUAGAUAACCUUCUUCACUGUCCACUAUACCACCAAUCUUGGUGUUAUCUGCUGACUUACUAACCACGCCUCCAGUAUUCUCAUCCAAAUCAUUUUGGUCUUUUUGGCAGUUAGCUUAAAUCUCUAUCUUUUGGUUGCUAACACAUCUACCUUUGGAAAUGGUUUAUUUUAUUUACACAAUCAAGAUUUUCAUGAUUUUAGCCAGCUGUUUCACAUGUCCUCUUAACUUUCUCAGCUGGAAGGAGAACAAUCCUGUUUGCUCUGCUUUUUCCUUAUAACUGAAGCCUUUCAACCCUAUUGGUAUCCUGCACAUUCUCUUAGGCCUUGACAUUCUCCUUAAUGUGUGGUGCCCAAAAAUAGUCACAAUAGCAGGGCUCUUCCUAAAGUUUUAAAACAGUUCAGCGUAAUUGGCGUGCUUUUGCUGACUGUGCCUAUUCAGACAAAGGUUCUGUAUAAAAGAUUUGUUUCUGAACUUACCCUGGCACCUUUAAGAUAGUUUAUCUUAAUCAGAAGUUUAUGUACUUAGAGAUCAAGACAAUAAGGAAACUCUCUAAUUUUAUGUUCGGGGUUCAAAUGCUGGUGUUUUAACUAGAAUGAUAUAUGUCAUCAGUUCUGCAUCCAUAGUGAAGUAUAUUUUUGUGAUUCAUUAAACAGGCAUCAAUGAUGUACAACUUAUUAAUGACAGGAAACAAAUUAGAGAAGUCCUCACAAGUUCAAAUAGUAUAAGCAUCAUCUUUUCACAAAUAUACCUUUUUCCCUCUUUCUCAUGAAGAUAGUUGUUGUUGUGGAAGAAUCAUUCAAUAUUCUGUUUUUAAAAAAAAAAUUACCAGGAGAUGCAGGAAAUCCUUCACGAAAUUACACUUUAAUCUUGCAAAAUCAAAGCUGUGACAGCCAGAAAAUGUCUUCCCUAUCUGCCCACAAGACCUUUUGUUUCGCUGCAGUUUAUACAGUCUUAGCUUACCAUGCUUAUCUGAUUAUCUGAAGAGCAUUAGCAUACACCAUCGUACUGGCUUCCUUUGCCUUCCUAACCUAAUCAUCUUCUGCCUCACUGGUCCACUACAUUACAUUACACUAUCACCAUUACAUUUAGUAUUAGCUCAUCUAUCUGUGAUUUAACUAACCUAUCACCGUUCACUGCCAUUAUCUGUUGCUGGAGCUCUGUAAUAUGAUCAUGUGCAUGCAUUACAACGGUAAGUUAGCUGUAUAACUGCCAUAUUAACUUCCAUACUGUCUGGCUCAUAGGAACAUGAGUAGGGCAUUCAGCCCUGUGAGGUUAUUCUGCUAUUCAAAUAGAGAAUGGUUAAUCAUAUAACUCGAUGCCACUUUCCACAAACUAUCAUGUUAUUCCCUGAUGUCAUCAGCAGUAUAGCAAUUCAUGCUUUUAACAUGCUUAGUGAUUGAGUUCCACGUCGCUCUGAAGUAGAAAAUUCCAAAUGUUCACCACCAUCUGUUGAAGUAAUUCUUCUUCUUCUCAGUCUUAAAGGGCUUACCAUUUAUUUUGAGAUGGCAUCCUAUAGAUUUAGACUCACCAGCCAGGGGUUACACCCGAUCUACAUCCAGCUAGUCAGGCUCUCUAAAGAUAUUGUAAGUUUCAAAUAGGCCAUCUCUCAGUCUUCAAACUGUAGAGAAUAUAGGCCCAAUUUUUUCAGUCUGUCCUCGAGGCAUGUCCACCAUCCCAGGGAUUUGUCUCCGGGAUUAGCGGUGAGCAUCUAUUGACUAGAGCUCUGCAUUGUGUGCCUGGUGUGGUCUCCCCAAUGUUCUUCAGAACUGCAGCAAGACGUCUUUAUUUUUGUACUCAAAUCCAUGCCAUUUGCUUUCCUUAUCUUGGUGCAUUUGCGUGCUAGUACUUAGCAACUCGUGAUCAAGGACGCCCGUUUGAACGCCAGACUUCCAAUGCCCUCAGCAUUUAGGAAAUGUUAUGCCUUUUUUUUUCCAACUAGGUUAUCUUGUAACUGUAGGAGAUUUUAGGUAUCUUCCUCUGUGAACACACCCUAAGUAACCAUAGCUUCUCCUCUGUUUCUCUGUUCUCCAUUGUAAAUUCUGCCUGCUUCUGUAAUGGACUUACAUUAUUCCUUUCCAUGUAACUAAAGGGAUUUUUAUAGCUUCCUUUGUUUCUUGCUGGUUUUAUUUUUUUUUCCUUAAAUACUACUGAUGGCCAGUCUAUUGUCAAAUCUUUGUGUGUUUUUAACUCUGCUAUUGCCGACUUACCCCUAUACCAUCAAGUUCUCUCAUUCAAAUUUAAGACCCUAGUUUCAAAAUGAACCAUAUCACAUUCAAACUUGAGAUGAAAUUCAUACUAUAGUUAGUGCCUUCUCAAGUUCUGAUUACUUAUUACUCAGGCUAAACUAGCCUGAUUCUGUAGUUGAUUAUUGAACAUACUGUUCCAGAAAUCCAUCUCAAACAUACUCCAGGAAUUUAUCCCCUACCACAUUGCAGAAUAUUUAUUCAGUCCAUAAAUAAAUUGAAGCCUCCCAUUAUGUAUUAUCUACAUUACAUACAUCCCUAAUUUUUUAAUUCAUAUUAUGCCCAAACAUGAUUAUUGUUUGGUGACCUAUAAAACAAUUCCCACCAAUUUUUUUGCUGUCCUUUGCAGUCACUCAAUUUCACCCAAACAGAUUCUACAUCUUGAUCCUUUAGAGUCAGAAAAAUAUACAGCAGGGAAACAGACCCUUUGGUCCAAUUCAUUCAUGCCAACUAGAUAUCCUAAAUAAAUCUUGUCCUAUUUUCCAGCAUUUAGCCCAAACCCAACCUAUUCGUAAACCCAUCCAGAUCCCUUUUAAAUGUUGUAAUUGUACUAGCCUCCACCACUUCUGGCAACUCUUUCCAUUCCAUACACACACCACCCUCUGUGUAAAAGAAGUUGCCAUUAGGUUCUUUUUAAAUCUUUUCCUUCUCACCUUAAACCCAUGCCUUCUGGUUUUGGACUCCUCCACCCCAGGCUAAAGACCUUGUCUAUUUAUCAUAUUCAUGCUCCUCAUGAUUUUAUAAUCUCUAAGGUCAACCUCUGCUCCAGGAAAAAUAGCCCCGGCCUACUUAGUGUCUCCCUGUAAGCUCAAACCUUCCAACCCUGGCAACAUCCUUGUAAAUCUUUUCUGAAUCCUUUCAAGUUUCACAACAUCCUUCUGAAAGGAGGGAGACCAGAAUUGCAGGCAGUAUUCCAAUAGUGGCCUAACCAAUUGUCUGUACAGCCGCCACAUGACCUCCCAAUUCCUACACUCGAUGCACUAACCAAUAAAGGCAAGCUAUGAUCCAAGAUCUCUCUUUAAUGUACUGAUUUCAUCACAUAAUGAGAGCACUAUACUACUUUCUUUUCCUUUCUGCCAUAAUUCUUAAGUAUCGUGACCCAUGACUACUCAGUUCCCAAAUUUGGUUCAGUUAUUUAAAUCUGUUGUUGAAUAAAUUGAUUGAAUCAAAAUAUUUAGAAAUGCAGUAAGUUAACCAUGAUCCUGUUUGAAAGUAAUUAUAAAAUCAACCUGUGCUGCUUCAGUUGUGAAUAUCUUUCAGAUAAAAAUUCAAUAUUUUGUGUACUGUUUUUUCUGGAAGAUAAAUAUAAUUUCACUUAUUUUCUCGCAAGUCGCCCAUUAGUAUGAAUGUGAUAUGAUUACAAAUGGGGAAUGUUGGAUUGUGCAAUUAUAAAUGCCAGAAAUAGAUAUUUUAAUUGUAUUACAAUUUUAAUGAAGGUGUUUUUCACAUUCUGUAUUAACAUC
This is a messenger RNA of Hemiscyllium ocellatum (epaulette shark), 6339 nucleotides long. RefSeq names its product peroxisomal succinyl-coenzyme A thioesterase-like. Gene Ontology annotation, biological process: fatty acid metabolic process; acyl-CoA metabolic process. The coding region runs from base 80 to 1498 and encodes 472 amino acids. The record is from RefSeq and is a predicted model, not a curated record. Gene Ontology annotation, molecular function: fatty acyl-CoA hydrolase activity. Lineage: Eukaryota; Metazoa; Chordata; Chondrichthyes; Orectolobiformes; Hemiscylliidae. The transcript is spliced from 12 exons.